Chironomus riparius is the source of this 1623-nucleotide messenger RNA. Lineage: Eukaryota; Metazoa; Arthropoda; Insecta; Diptera; Chironomidae. The record is from the annotation of a GenBank genome assembly.
GUUUUCAUGAUUGAAGUUUAACCUACAAAACUCGCAGAAUAUUGUUUGAUUUGCAGGAAAUGCAAGAAGAAAAACAAAUGAGACUGUACAUAUAAGUGUGAAUAAUAAUAAUAUGGAAGUACAACAAUAUCAAGAUUUCUGCAAGGGUUAUUUUGUCAGUAAUGUUUUUUGUUUGUUUAUACGAUAUGAAUUGAUAAUGAGGAACACUGUGUGCUCAAUUGAUUCGCAAAAAAAUGUAAUCUGUGGUGAGCAAUAGAAGGAAAAAUUUUUAUUACCAACUCGCUGAUAAUUUGAAAGACGCAUCGCAUGUCUAUGGAAAGUUAAUAUGAAAUUGUGUGUAUCAAAUAAGGAAAAUUAAUAGGCACAUAUGUAUAUCUUCACAAUGGAAUCGACAAUAUUAAUCAAAAGAAUCAUAUCAAUAAUAACCUAUUGGAUGCUAUUCAAUAUCCUGAUUAUUCUUUGUGAUCUAGAUAUCAAUACAAAUAAUGCAAAAACAAAUUAUAAUACACUCGGAUUAAACCACACAAAUGAAAUAUUUUCUACUCUACAAAAAGAGCCAUUUUUCGAGAAUAAUCAAAAUCUAAACGUAACUGUAUUAGAGAACGAAUCUAUCAUAUUAAAAUGUGCUGUAAGGUUCAAAGGAAAUAAAACAAUUUCAUGGAUACGAAAAUCUGACCUGCACAUUUUGACAUCAGAAAAUUUUGUAUUUUCUGGUGAUCAACGCUUUACUGUUUUACACGAAGAAAGCUCAAAUGAGUGGAACUUAAAAAUUGAUCAUGUAACUCUUAAUGACUCUGGGCAUUAUGAAUGCCAAUUGAAUACUCAACCGAAGAUAAAAACAUCAGUUCAUUUAGAAGUAACAGUUCCUGAAAUACUACAAGAGAGAAUGAUUGCAUCUGCAAACAGUUUUGAUGGAAAAGUGAAAUUUGCUAGAAUUCUAGGAUCAUCAGAAAUUCAUGUGAAGAUUGGUAGCACAAUUUCUUUAACGUGCAUGGUCAAUCAUCAGGUUCCAUCUAUUCAAUGGUACCACAACUCCCAUGCUAUAGAAUUUAACUCAAACAGGGGAGGUAUAAAUUUAGAAACAGAAAAAACUGCUGAUGGCACAACGAGUCGACUCUUGCUGACAAGAGCUCAGUUUCGAGAUAGUGGCAAUUACACUUGUGUUCCUCAUGGAGCAAUUCCAGCAUCUAGUCUAGUUCACGUACUCAAUGGCGAGCAUCCUGCUGCAAAAUACACUAGCGGUACUAUUUCUAUUUUCUUACCCACUAUCACAAUACCCUGUACCACCUUCCUGUUAAUCUAUCAUCAUUGUACAGCGGAGAAAAUUCUGAAAUCUUUUAGUCGAUUUAGAUGACUAUAAAAGUGUAUGUAGUGUAAAAAUGAAAUUGCUGUAUUGAAUAGCUUCAUAAUGAUACUGUCUGUUUCCUUUCUCUUUUCAUACUUUUAUUUUUAUUAACUAAGUUCUUUUUAUUCUAACUGUAAAUAAGACUGCUCAUUUAGAAACAUUUUUUGUUACUAAUGUCUUUUUUUAAUAAUAAUUUUUAUGUAAAAAACCAUUACCACGUUACAUGAAUAUACGAAAAUUACUUUUGUGAAGAAUACAACGAUUGACAAACAAGCGAC